AUGGGAAAGGGAAGUGCUCUUAAGGGCAAGAAAGGCAACGCAGCCAGCUGCGCGGGCAGCCCCGGUGACCAGUUGGUAUGUGUAUCGGAAGAAGUGCAGCCCCGACAUUAUGUGUAUGUCGGGAAAGCACCCCCGAACGAAGCCGUGGGUGCGACGAAGGGCUCACCCACCAAAGGAUCCAAAGGAGCCAGCACGUGGAAUGCUGAAAAGGGCACAGGCAAGCCGGGGGGAAAAGCCGACAAAGGAAAGGGGUUGAAGGGAGGCAAACCCAGCGGUUCGUCUCCCUCAAGUGGCGGCGAUCAGUUUGAGACACCCACACCCAAGCGGCGCACCACCGAAUGCUUGGAGUCGGGCACACCGCCAACUAGGCCGAACCCGAACCCAUCCCCGACCACCUCACCGAACGACCCGAAGCUGACAGGCACGGGAACCCCCAAGGGCCACGGUUGCAACACCAAGGGAGCUUGGCAGAAAGGGGUCGUAGACCAGGGUGGUAAAGGCAAACAGGGUGGAAAGACCGGCGCGAAGGGUGCCAAAGGUGCCGGCGUGGGUCCGAGUGCCGCUGAUCAGGGUGUCAAGGGUGCCUUGGACCAGACCGGCAAAGGCAAGACAGGUACCACGAAGGGUGCUGCGCAUCAGUCGGAUGGCAAAGGCUCGAAUGGUGCCACUGCCGCUGCCGAUGGCAGCGACAAUAGUUCGAUGGCGAGCAAUUGUAAGGGCAAGAUCGGCAAAGGCGCAGCCGGUCUGGAUCAGAAGGGCACCACGAAGGGUGCCGUGGAUCAGAGUACCAAAGGUGCUGUGGAUCAGGGUGUCAAGGGUGGCUUGGAUCAUAAAGGCAAAGGCAAGAAGGGUACCACGAAGGGUGCCGAUCAGUCGGGUGGCAAAAGCUCGAACGGUGCUGCUGCUGUGGAUCCGAGCAGAGAUGACACCUCCCUUGAUCAUGGUGCCGCUGUUGCCCCGGAUCAGACGUCUGGCAAGGGCACGAAGGGUAAGCCGACUUCCAAGGGCAAGACGGUUUGUGACCCGGUUGGCAAAGGCACGAAGGGCUCUGAUGGCAAGGGCGAGACGAAGAGUGCUCCGGUUGGAAAAGGCAAGAAGGGCUCUGAGGAUGGCAAGGGCAAGACGAAGUGUGCCCCGGUUGGCAAAGGCAAGAAGGGCUCUGAGGAUGGCAAGGGCAAGACGAAGUGUGCCCCGGUUGGCAAGGGCAAGAAGGGCUCUGAGAAUGGCAAGGGCAAGACAAAGUGUGCACCGGUUGGCGAGGGCAAUGAUGUUGCCACCGCAGAUCAGACUGGCCACGCGAGCGAGGUUGGCAAAAGACCGGUCGAGAAUGAGGAAGAUGUCGAUCGGAGAGUUCGUCGUCGUGUGUCAAUCCUCCGAAUGGACACUGGCAUCUCGACUAUGUCUGAUGGCAACGGGCCUGUGGAGAUGGAACCAUUGGCCACCAGCGUGGAUCUCCAGAGAAUUCCAGACGCGGCCCUGACCGGACCCGGCGACAUCCCGCUUCAGCAACGCAAAGCCUUGAAUGAAUCCUUGAGACGAAGAAUGAAGAAUGGUCAAGGCGGGUUGCACAACUUCGAUUAUAAUGACUGGUCUCAAUCGAUCGAGAACAAACUUACCUCAUUUGAGGCCUACGGAAAGGGCUCGUUCGAAUUCCUCAAGGCUUUCCUCCUCGACCGAGAGAACCUCGCUUCCAUCACCGUGGAGCCCUACUACGAAGAGCUAUCGGAGACAAAAGACAAGGAAACCUUCACGGAGCUUCCUCUCUGCCUCAUCAAAGAGAAGUACGAGCACUUGCCAGGAGGUCAGACCGGAAAGAAGCAUCCCCAGUCCGACUCGGAGAAUAUGAUGAUCUACAAGGUGUUCGACUCCAUCAAAACUUCGAGUUCCAAUAUCAAUCGAUGUGGCAACCGCACGAGUGCCACCAUGACGGCCUCCAACAACAAGGCCGAACGAACUGCGAUCGCCGAGGUGCUCCAGGCAAAGGCCGCGAGCAUGACGAUUCGAGAUCUUUGCGAUAAAGCCGUGUACGUUGCCGCCGGCCUGGGUGGCUGUGGUCUUGCAAACCAGGAGGGCUUGAUCGCCCAACUGGGAAAGAUCACGCAGCAGUGCAUCACCAUUCGAGAUGAGAUGCAACAGAUGGUGUUCGAUGCGAAGCCACUGGAAGAAUGCUUGGAGAGUAUGCAGCAUUACAAGCCCCAGCUUCAGGAUUUCCAGAUCCAGGUGAAUGAUGCCGAAGGAAUUUGGCAGGGCCAGGAACGACGCAAAGCUUCGGCGAAGAGAAAGUUAGAGAAGGCCGAGGAGAAGAAGAAGAAAGAAGCGGCCAAGGCCGCAGGUGAGGAAAUGGAGGAGGACGAUGAUGCAGGACAGCCGGAUGAGGAAUGGGAUGAUAUGGAGGAGGAGAAUAAGUACUGGGAGGAGGGUGCUGACUAA
This is a messenger RNA of Symbiodinium sp. CCMP2592, 2430 nucleotides long. Lineage: Eukaryota; Dinophyceae; Suessiales; Symbiodiniaceae. The record is from the annotation of a GenBank genome assembly.